UCGGUAUAAAACCCGCGCGCCGCUUAACGGAGCCGCUCAGAUGCGACGCGUUUCCUGCGCGUGGCGUCGCCAAAAAUAAUAAUAAAAUAAUAAUAAUAAAAGCCCUGAGAAAAACGGAAGAAAAAAGGGUCCUUGCGCGCGCGACCGCUUAACAUCCCGGAUCAUGCUUCUCAUCAUUUUCCUGCUCGGUGUGUUAAGUGUACCGGGACCGGAGGGUCAGAGCCCGAGCGCGACGCUGCGCCCCCCGGUGACGGAGGAGAGCGGCCAGUGCUCGGCCGCGUGCGAGUCCCGACAGCAGAGCAAACUGCUGCGCCUUCACUCCAUCCGCUCGCAGAUCCUGAGCGCGCUGCGCCUCGAGCGCGCGCCGAACCUCACCCGGGACGCGGCGCGGCAGCUCGUGCCCAGAGCGCCGCCGCUGCUCGAGCUGCUCAGCCGGUACGAGAGGCAAAACGGCAGCACGGGCGAGGAUUACGAGGAGGCGGAGGAGCGCGAGGAGGCCAGCACCGAGACCAUCAUCACCAUGGCGACCGAACCCCAAAGCGUAUCUCAGGCCAACUCCGUGCCGCGGUGCUGCUUAUUCUCGCUCAGCCCCAAGAUUUUGCCGGACAACAUCGUGAAGGCGCAGCUGUGGAUCCACCUGCGUCUGGGCAAAGAGGCGACGACCGUCUUCGUGCAGAUCUCACGCUUGCAGCCGCCCUUCUACAGCAACCCCCGACCCAAAAUCCUCUCUCUGAAGAUCGACGCCGACGCGCAGACCAACCCGUGGCAGAGCGUCGACAUGAAGCAGCUGCUGCAGUCGUGGCUCAAGCAGCCCGAGAGUAACUUUGGCAUCGAGAUCAAGGCCUUCGACAGCCAGGGGAAAGACCUGGCCGUGACCUCCGCAGAAUCGGGGGAGGAGGGGCUACAACCGUUUCUAGAGGUCAAAAUCACAGAGGUGCCGAAGCGUUCCAGACGAGAAUCCGGCCUCGACUGCAACGAGCGCUCUUCGGAAUCCCGCUGCUGCCGUUACCCGCUCACUGUAGACUUCGAGGACUUCGGCUGGGACUGGAUCAUUGCGCCCAAGCGCUACAAGGCCAACUACUGCUCGGGCGAGUGUGAGCAGGUACACCUUCAGAAGUUCCCUCACACGCACCUGGUGAACAAGGCGAAUCCGCGCGGUACGGCGGGGCCCUGCUGCACGCCCACCAAAAUGUCCCCCAUCAACAUGCUCUACUUCAACCACCGAGAGCAGAUCAUCUACGGGAAGAUCCCUUCUAUGGUCGUGGAUCUCUGCGGCUGCUCCUGAGAUUCGCCGUCGUGCCGGGAUUCCAGCUUCCCGUCUGUCUGCCGACACUCUGUAUAAAAAACACUUCCGAUAGAAAGUAUGGCUUCGUUGGGAAUAUAGAGGAAUUCUGCUUCAUCUCUGUCACAGUAUCACUGACCUGCUUCUCAACAUAUUUAACUUUUAUCCGUUUAUAGCAACAUUUAAGGUUGUGGAAUAUCCACGAAACAAGUCAGUUCCUGUUCUCACUUACGUUUAUUACUUACGCUUUAAACAGUCGUUCACUCACCAGUCUCUCUCUUUUGAAGUUAAUAAGAAAAAAAAUGCAGCUUGUCAUGCUACCAAGAAACUCCUCUGUCCUGAAGAUGUCAGUUACAGUGUUACCUCUGACUGUUACAAUGCGCUGACACUGGAGACUCCUUCCGUAAAUGUUAAUGUUAAUAAACGUCUCCUUACUUAAAAAAAAAAACUUAACCAUAUCAACAAAAUUUUAAAAUCCGUUGAUGUGGAGCAUCCGUCGUCCGAGUCCCUGUGAAUAAGCUGUUUCUAUAGAAAAGAUAACGUCUUUGUUUUGUUUUAGAGUUUUUGGACUAUCCCGACUUUCCGAAUAGGAAUUCCGAGUUGAGGGGGAUGUUGGAAAUUUCGGAAGCUGGAAAUUUAUGAGUAUUAUAAAAGUUACGAGUAUUAUUUCAUCGCAGCAUUAACACUUCCGCUUGGUGCCAACAUAACAUUAUCACAGCAGCAGCAUUGAGACAAGAAAAAACACACAAAAGCAAACUAUAGCAACACUAACAGGAUAAAAAAAACUUAAAAGUAUCCUCCACCAGCAAGUGUUUUAGAUAAAAUAACAAUGUUUGCUAUAUUAAUGCGCUUUAUACAACUUUUUUUGUUUAAGUCGAAUUUUACGACUUUAGAGGGUUGUAUAGCGUAUACGGUUUAUAAGCGAAUAGAAAUAAUGAGCUGUGUCUUUAAAACAAAUCUGAGCAAUCUAUACAAUACCACCUAAACAUUUACGGAGAUAUCGGCUGUAUACGUAUAUAAAACAAACUUUAGUAGGUGGUUAUUCCAGUGUUAUUACAACCGUAAGUACAGGAUUGGAGUGGAUAUUAUUUAAGGUAGGAGUCUGUGGCGGGACAGGGAUUAGGAGUCGUGUUUAUGACGAGCGAGAGCGGCUGUGUAAAGCCACUGGCCAGUUGUUGACGUGAAAUGAAUUGUUUUAUAACCUGAAAGCACUCUGUCCUUCGCUAACCCGGACAGAAUGUCCCCGCUGACCCUGCCUCAGGCAUGUGGAGCUGAUUACGGCUCUUUAGAGAAAUAAACAAGCGCCGAGCUUAUUUCGCUCGCACACAGCAUCCUGCCGGGAUGUUAAAACAGCGAUUCCCUGCCCUCAGCUUGAGGACAGCGAGAGUACAGGCAGAUGGUCCUGUUCUUCACCCUGUUAAAGGCGUACUGCACCAAAAACGUGCCGUUAGCACUGCGAGUUGAAUAACUAUAUCCAUUGUUAGCAAAGAAUCACACAAUUAAGGCUAAUAGAGUUAGAGUUAGCAAGGUUAGCAAAAUCUGACUAAUUUCGACAAGACUCUGUUUAUUACUAGAAAACUAAAAGAUCUGAAACCAUCAUGACCAUUCCAUUCUUUAUUAGCAGUGUUAGCAUCUUUGGGGAUGUAAACGUAAAAAAGAAUGCCCCAAGAUGAAAAAAAUAUAGCUAACAGUGAAUAAAAUGUGACGUUAGCACACUUAGCACAAUGUCAGCUGAAUAAUGCUAAUUUAUCCGUUGUUAGUAAAGUUAGCAUUUCGAAAAAGCUAAACACCCAAACAUAACGGAAAAAAAAGUGAAGUUAGCAUAACUAGCACAAUUUCAACUAAAUAAUGGCGACCUAUCUAGGUAUGACUCUAUGUAUUAUUAAAAAUGAGGAUUGAAUCCAACACGGUUAAUAAUGAAUAAAAGAUGAAGUUAUCACAAUCAAAAUGGAGUAAUUUUACUUUCCCCAAAGACUACACUCAUUAUUAGCAGUGUUAGCAGGGACGAACUAUCUCUUUCACUUAGCAGAAGAAAGCUCUCAAGAGCACAAAUAGCUAAAGAGUAAAAAAUAAAAUAAAUAAAUAAGUAAAAAAGUGGGAUUAGCAUAGUUUUGAAUAAGGCUAACCUAGUAUGUAGUUCAGACUCCACUGGUUAUUAGCAAAGCUAGCGUUUUGGGGAAAAACUGUUUCUGUUGUUUCUAAUCAAGAGCUGAGAGAAAGUGUAUAAACCGUGUGUAAAACUGAAAGUAGCACAGUUAGCAUUAUCAUUAGCAUUUGUGUAGCAUUCUUCUUUAUCAAGUCAUAUCAGAUACUGAGCAGUGAGUUAUUAAUAGCUUAUAAAUGAUAAGCCAGAUGUCCUGCUAUUCUCUCAGUUAAAGGAGUAUUACACAGUUCACAUGGCUAACAGCAGAUGAAAAGAGUUAGCACAACUCAACGAUGCUAAUUUUUCAGUCAGUAUCAGCAGCGUUAGCAUUUCUGAGAGGAAUUCCUGCUUUAGGAAGUUGAAUUUCGCAGGCUUGUUUACCUCUGCGUGUAUUCAUUCAUUAAGCUUAGCUAUUGAAGUUAGCUAUUAAGGUUCAUUACAGAGAUAACAGUUUAAUUGAUAAGCAAUGAGGAAUCUUACAGUUUGUUCAGGCUGAUCAAAAUAUGUUUAUGUGUUAGUUACUAUGUCAAAGAAAAACAUGACCAAAAAAAGUUAAUUUUAAAAAAAUCUGUGGCUAACAGUAAAUUAAAAAGUGUUAGCACAGUUAGUGUUCAUUAUUAGCAAUGCUAGCAGCUCUAAUAGUUUAUGCUGUGAUAAGGAUUUCUGUUUGACCAUGAAAUGUGACGUUUUAGGCCAAAACGCUGACUCAGCAAACACUCCGAGGCUUGGCUGUUUAAAAGUUAAUGCUAAAAAAAAAAUGCAGAACUAGCAUGAUUGGUAUAAACUCGAUUAACCUCUCUCAGUCUGAUCUCAUUGAGAAAUUGGGACAAAUUUGAACAAAAACUUUUUAGUUGUGCAAAUUGUUACGUUUUACACGUGAGGUCAUCGUAAACCAGUUGCUUUUUGCAAACCGGGUCUAUAUAAAAAAAAAUAAAAAAUUGCCAAUGUUUUAACCCAAGAAUCAAUUUAUUAUUAAUAAUAAAGUUAGCAUUCUGAGGAAAGAGACAUUCCAAAGCUGUGUUCUAACAUUGCUAAUAAUAAAUAACGGACACGUUAGCAUUCUUUACAGAACUUAGGCCCAAAUUAUAAAAAGGUAUGAGUAAAACUGGGGCUAUUUUCAUUAAAUAAUGCUAACUUUUCUGUCUGAAACUCCAUUUAUUGUUAGCUUUUUCAAUACAGAGCAAAUGCUUUAAAGAGCAAAGCUGCGUUCUUCUCCACCUCGUUACAUCGCAGCGUGAUCGUGCAUGGAUUGCGUUCUUAACAGGUGAUAAUGUGAUUUGGAAUGAAUGCUUAUAAAACCAUGACAAAAGGUCAAAACUGAUAAUACAAGCAAAACUUGUAGUGUUAUUUAACCGGAAUUACAAAAUCUUGGAUCUCCAGAACGUAAGCACUGCUGUUAUCUGAAAUAACAUCUGAAUCAGAGGAUCUCCACUAGGAGAACGUCUUAUUCUGUGACUUUAGUAGCAGUCAGUAGGUGAUAGUGAGAAAAAGGGAAAUACUAUUUCCAUCCAGAGAGCAGACGUCCAGAUGUUUGGCAGUCUUCCGAUUUAGAAAAAAAAAACAA
This is a messenger RNA of Pangasianodon hypophthalmus (striped catfish), 4989 nucleotides long. It is a transcript of the gene mstna, whose product is annotated as myostatin a. Gene Ontology annotation, molecular function: growth factor activity; cytokine activity. The coding region runs from base 164 to 1285 and encodes 373 amino acids. The record is from RefSeq and is a predicted model, not a curated record. The transcript has 3 exons. Lineage: Eukaryota; Metazoa; Chordata; Actinopteri; Siluriformes; Pangasiidae. Gene Ontology annotation, biological process: SMAD protein signal transduction. Gene Ontology annotation, cellular component: extracellular region.